AUGCCAGGACCAAACCAGUGCAAGACGCGCUUCAUUGAGGCUGGGGACGUGGGCUUCGUCAGCGAUAAGGAAAAACCAGAACACACCGAGGGAAGGAUAAACUGCCAUGAAAUAGAUAUUGAGCCAGGCUUCCUAAUAACACGAGUAGCUCACGCGGCUGCAGAGUGCCAGGGAGUCAGGCUCCGGGGACGUCAUAAGUACCACCAGCAACACGAGGAACCGGCUGUUCAACUAGAGUUCUUUGAAAGUAGUGGAGGUGUGGCGCAGUGUUUCAGAAUAUGGUCCUCAGCUGUGCGUGGCAUCACGGACCGGUUUCUGGCGGUGCGGGGGCUGUGUCCCCUGAGGCACGGCGGUGCGGGCGCUUUGUCCCCGAGUCACGGCGGUGCGGGGGCUGUGUUCCCGAGUCACGGCGGUGCGGGGGCUGUGUACCCGAGUCACGGCGGUGCGGGGGCUGUGUACCCCACUCACGGCGGUGCGGGGACUGUCCCCGAGUCACGGCGGUGCGGGGGCUGUCCCCGAGUCACGGCGGUGCGGGGGCUGUGUACCCGAGUCACGGCGGUGCGGGGGCUGUGUACCCCACUCACGGCGGUGCGGGGGCUGUCCCCGAGUCACGACGGUGCGGGGGCUGUGUACCCGUUGCGCGGCGGUGCGGGGGCUGUAUACCCGAGUCACGGCGGUGCGGGGGCUGUGUACCCCAGUCACGGCGGUGCGGGGGCUGUGUACCCGAGUCACGGCGGUGCGGGGGCUGUGUACCCGUUGCGCGGCAGUGAGGGGGCUGUGUUCCCGAGUCACGGCGGUGCGGGGGCUGUGUACCCGAUGCGCGGCGGUGAGGGGGCUGUGUACCUGAGUCACGGCGGUGCUGGGAGCUGUGUUCCCGAGUCUCGGCGGUGCGGGGGCUGUGUACCCGAGUCACGGCGGUGCGGGGGCUGUGUACCCGAUGCGCGGCGGUGA
Messenger RNA from Scylla paramamosain (green mud crab), 951 nucleotides. RefSeq names its product skin secretory protein xP2-like. NCBI's taxonomy places the organism in Eukaryota, Metazoa, Arthropoda, Malacostraca, Decapoda, Portunidae. The record is from RefSeq and is a predicted model, not a curated record. Bases 1 to 951 code for a protein of 316 amino acids. The transcript has 4 exons.